Molecule: messenger RNA, 963 nt
Organism: Sphenostylis stenocarpa
Lineage: Eukaryota; Viridiplantae; Streptophyta; Magnoliopsida; Fabales; Fabaceae
Source: the annotation of a GenBank genome assembly
AUGGACUGCAACAAGGAUGAGGCUUUGAGGGCUUGGAAAAUUGCUGAGGCUAGAAUGCAAAGAGGUGAAUUUUUAGAGGCUCUCAAGUUUGCUUCCAAGGCCAAAAACCUGUAUGCUGAUGUGGGAAACAUUAGCCAUGUUCUUACUAUUUGUGAGGUUCACAAUGCUGCACAGAAACAACUUUCUCCCUCUGACAUGGACUGGUAUGCGAUUCUUCAGAUAGAAAGAUUGGCGGAUGAAACAGCCAUAAAGAAACAGUACAAGAGGCUUGCACUCCUACUUCAUCCUGAUAAGAAUAAGUUUGCUGGAGCCGAAGCUGCUUUCAAAUUGAUUGUGCAAGCCAACGGGGUUUUGAGUGACCAAGCAAAACGUUCUUUGUAUGACAAGAAGUUUGCAGUCCCUGUGAGAGGUUCUGUGCCGAAAUCCACCCAUUCCAAGAAAAAAGUUGGACAGAAGACAUUCUGGACAUGUUGCCAACAUUGUAAAACUAAGCACCAGUAUUGCAUGCCAUUUGGGAAUGCAACCAUACGCUGUAAGCAAUGUUUGAAGACCUUUAAAGCUCGUGCUAUUCCUUUGGAAAAUACCCAGAAAGAGUCUCCAAUGCAUGGUCCCCCAAGACCAGAGAGUACUGGUGGAAAAUCCCCUGGUGGAGGAGAACAUGCUAGUACGUUUGUGAGGCCAAAUCCUAUGCAUAUGAAAAAAUGUUCUUCUGGCGUGGGUGGUCAUUCUGAAGGUGAAGGUGAAAAGUGUAAAGAUGGCUAUGUUUCUGCAUCCACAGGUAUGGAGUCACAAACCUCUAAAAAUGUUGGAGGUAAAAGAGUUAGGCAGUCAGCACCAGAUUUGAGAGAAAGUUUCAAAGCUGAUAAAUGUGAUGAAAUGAAAGAUGCUUAUGUUCGGGAAAAUGAUCUUGAUCCUUCAAGACUUGAUACAGGUAGGUAUUGUAAACAAAAGCAACAUGUUUAA